CGAGGGGACUUUAUAGGGGAUAUCGGCGCCGAUAGUAGUAGUAGUAGUAGUAGUAGUAGUAGUAGCGGCAGUAAUGAUAGUAGUCGCCGUAAUAACAGUAACGGUCGUGGUAACAGCAGUAGUAGUGGUAGUAACAAGGAAGCGGCGGAUGAGGAUGAUCCAGUGGGAGAGCAAACAGGGCAGCGAGGAGUGGAUGAGGGGAACAAGGAGAAGGAGAAGGAGAGAAGGAAUGAUGGUAGUAGCAAUGGUACCAGUGGUAUCAGAUCAAGGUAUCCGGGCGUGGCGCUGCUGUAUCUGGAGGAUUUGGUAUACCAUCUGGAGAUGGUUGAGCGGUAUGUGACCAAGCUGGAGGCCUAUGCGGAAAAGCACUACCGGAACCUGAG
Molecule: messenger RNA, 383 nt
Organism: Gamsiella multidivaricata
Lineage: Eukaryota; Fungi; Mortierellomycota; Mortierellomycetes; Mortierellales; Mortierellaceae
Exons: 1
Coding region: 74-340 (88 amino acids)
Source: RefSeq, a predicted model, not a curated record